Parnassius mnemosyne (clouded apollo) is the source of this 612-nucleotide messenger RNA. Lineage: Eukaryota; Metazoa; Arthropoda; Insecta; Lepidoptera; Papilionidae. The record is from the annotation of a GenBank genome assembly.
AUGACAAAUGCAACUCCAACUAGUACUCCAGCAGAUGUCAAUGUAAUUAUGACAAAGAAUGAGGAUGAAAACAUUAUUAAUUUUCCAUAUAGGGAACUUAUUGGUUCUUUAUUAUUUUUGUGUUAUGUUUCUAGACCUGACAUAUCAUUUGCUGUGAAUGUAUUAAGCAGAUAUGUAAACAAUCCUAGUCAGCAACAUGUAAAUGCUGUCAAACGUAUAGUUAGAUACUUAAUUAAUACUAAAGAUUUGUGUAUAAAGUAUGGAGAAAGUGAUGGCUUAAUAGGUUACUCUGAUUCUGAUUAUGCAAGUGAUGUCGAUACACGUAAGUCAACAACAGGCUAUAUUUUUAUGAUGAACGGUGGACCAAUUACUUGGUCCAGCCAAAAACAAAAGACCAUUGCUCUCUCCACUACUGAGGCAGAAUUUGUAGCUGCAUGUGAAGCAGCAAAAGAAAUGAUAUGGCUGCGGCAAUUAAUGUUAGAUUUAGAAAAAGUUGAGUUGGGCAUGAUUAAAAUUAAUUAUGUUCCUAGUAAAGAUCAAUUAGCAGAUAUAUUGACUAAGGCAUUGUCCACUCAAACUUUUACUUAUAUAAGGGAUCAGAUAAUUAGUUAA